Messenger RNA from Salvia hispanica, 916 nucleotides. Its product is annotated as ENTH domain-containing protein C794.11c-like. Gene Ontology annotation, biological process: endocytosis. The record is from RefSeq and is a predicted model, not a curated record. Gene Ontology annotation, molecular function: clathrin binding; phospholipid binding. Gene Ontology annotation, cellular component: clathrin vesicle coat; endosome; plasma membrane. NCBI's taxonomy places the organism in Eukaryota, Viridiplantae, Streptophyta, Magnoliopsida, Lamiales, Lamiaceae.
GAUUUGAGAGAGAAAAUCAAAAGUGGGAAGAAAAAUGGGGUCUUUGAUGGAAGAUUUCAAGAGACAAGCUUCUUUUUUCUUGAGAGAGAAGAUCAAGACAGCAAGAUUGGUUCUGACUGAUGUAACACCUGCACAAAUAUUGACUGAAGAUGUGACAAAUAGAGAUUCAUUGGCAGCAGAUGUUCAUGCCAUGAGAGUCAUAGCUCGAGCUGCCUUUGAAGUUGAUGAUUAUGAGAGAAUUGUUCAUAUCCUGCAUCAUAGGUUGUCAAAAUUCGAAGCAUGGAACUGGAGGGCUUCCUACAAAGCUCUAAUCCUUCUUGAACACCUUCUCACACAUGGGCCACAAAGAAUUGCUGAGGAAUUUGAGAUCCAUCAAGACACCAUCUUAGAUAUGGCAACUUUUCACUUCAUAGAUAACAAAGGAUUCAACUGGGGAAUGAGUGUGAAGAACAAAUCAGAAAGAGUAGUAAGUCUGCUCCAAGACAGGUCAUAUCUCAAAGAAGAAAGAGCAAGAGCAAGGAAGCUAACCGUUGGAAAAAUCAAAGGCUUCGGGAGUUUCAGCCAGACUCCGGCUGAUGAGAGCUCAGACGACAACAUUGACCGUCGCCCAAUUUUCAGAUCGAAAUCCCUCUUCUUGGGCAGCCAUCGCGAUGCUGCAGCCAAGGCUAACUUACUGGGAUCAGAUGAAUACACCAAGUUAUUAAAAACCAACAUGAUAGCUGAAAACGAUAACGUAAAAGGCUGCUCACUUGCCAUGGAACAAGAUCAUCCAUUUUGGGACAAGGAACUUCAGACCAGAGCCUCACUACUGUCUUCUGUAUAAACAUAUGCACCUUGAGUGUGUGUCUGUGUGUGUGUGGUAUGAGUUUUAUUUUGUUUUUUCAUUGGAUAUAUGGAAACAGGAGAGCUUAAACUA